This is a messenger RNA of Seriola dumerili (greater amberjack), 684 nucleotides long. RefSeq names its product interleukin-17A-like (gene il17a/f2). The transcript has 3 exons. NCBI's taxonomy places the organism in Eukaryota, Metazoa, Chordata, Actinopteri, Carangiformes, Carangidae. The record is from RefSeq and is a predicted model, not a curated record. Gene Ontology annotation, molecular function: cytokine activity. Bases 154 to 594 code for a protein of 146 amino acids. Gene Ontology annotation, cellular component: extracellular region.
AACAGGAAUCUCCCCUGCCGUCUCUGCAUCUGCUUUAUCAGUGUGAUCAGAUCUGUUGGUCGCACGUCGUUAUAAAUACAACUGAACUCAGAGCAGCAACACACACACACACUAACACACACACAGCAGCUGGACCGGGCCGACAGCGACGAUAUGAAGCCGAGACACAGCGUCUGCACUCUGCUGGUACGUUGCAGUGCAUUGUGGGUGGUGGUCUCCUCCUCCUCCAGGGUUAAAGCUCCUCCCCCUCCUCCUCCUGGAUGUGACUCCAUGUUGGCGUUCUCCUCAGAGGUCUCCUCCUUAACUGAGGGGAACGGGAACAUCCACACAAGAUCUCUGUCUCCAUGGACCUGGAGGUCAUCCACGGUGAAGAACCGGAUCCCCUCCACCCUCUGGGAGGCCGAGUGCAGCAGCAGCUUCUGCUCCAGUCCCAGCCCUGGAGACACGGACGAGCACGGCCUGAACUCGGUCCCCGUCUACCAGAACGUCCUGGUCCUGACCCGGCAGGAGGGGGCGGGGCGCUGCUUCACCGCCUCCUUCCAGUCUGUGGCCGUCGGCUGCACCUGCGUCAGGGCCAAGACCAGUCGAACCUGAGGCCACGUCGAUCUGGACCGGCAGCUGGAGACGGAGGAAAAAGAACUAAAUAAAUAAAAGGAAUUUAAUAUUUAAUAUUUUCUAAUUGAA